CUGUGCUGAUUUCUUCCGCCUGGUUCCAUUCAUGGUGUUCAUCAUCGUCCCCUUCAUGGAAUUCUUACUGCCAGUGUUUCUGAAACUUUUCCCAGAGAUGUUGCCAUCAACUUUUGAAAGUGAAUCCAAAAAGGAAGAAAAACAGAGAAAGAAAAUGGCUGCCAAGUUGGAACUAGCGAAAUUCCUUCAAGAAACGAUUACAGAAAUGGCAAAGAGGAACAGGGCCCAGCUGGGGGACGCCUCAACCCAGUUCUCCUCCUACGUCAAACAGGUCCAGACAGGCCACAAGCCCAGCACCAAGGAGAUAGUUCAAUUUUCCAAACUCUUUGAGGAUCAAUUGACCCUGGAGCACCUCGACCGACCUCAGCUGGUGGCCCUUUGCAAACUGCUGGAACUGCAGUCCUUUGGAACCAACAAUCUGCUUCGCUUCCAGCUACUGAUGAGGCUGAAGUCUAUAAAAGCAGAUGAUGAGGUAAUUGCCAAGGAAGGGGUGAAUGCUCUGAGUGUGUCGGAGCUCCAAGCUGCCUGCAGGGCCAGAGGGAUGCUGUCACUGGGUCUCACUGAGGGGCAGCUGAGACAGCAGCUCACAGAGUGGCAGGACCUCCACCUGAAGGAGAAUGUCCCACCUUCUCUUUUGCUCCUGUCCCGGACCUUCUACCUAAUAGACGUGAAGCCGAAGCCGAUUGAGAUACCACUCAGUGGGGAGGCUCCAAAGACAGAUAUUCCCCUGGGAUCACCCACUCCCCCUGAAUCUAAAGAGAACACGGCCGGUUUAGCACCUCAACUGAAGGAAGCUAAGGUCACCGAACAACAGUCGGGGAGAGAUGGAUAUGGUCAGCUUGAAACACCCCACUUACUGACCCCCGACCUCUGGGAAGAACAAGAGACACUUAAACCUCUAGUUGGUGCAGGCUGCAAACGUUAUCGGAGAAGACAAUGGCAACCCACUCCAGUGCUCUUGCCUGGAAAAUCUCCCAUGGGCCAAGGAGCCUGGUAGGCUGCAGUCCAUGGGGUCGAGAAGAGUCGGACACGACUGAGCGA
Bubalus bubalis (water buffalo) is the source of this 1041-nucleotide messenger RNA. RefSeq names its product LETM1 domain-containing protein LETM2, mitochondrial. Gene Ontology annotation, molecular function: ribosome binding. Lineage: Eukaryota; Metazoa; Chordata; Mammalia; Artiodactyla; Bovidae. Gene Ontology annotation, biological process: intracellular monoatomic cation homeostasis. Gene Ontology annotation, cellular component: mitochondrial inner membrane. The coding region runs from base 32 to 997 and encodes 321 amino acids. The record is from RefSeq and is a predicted model, not a curated record. The transcript has 7 exons.